GCCUCAAACUUGUCGGCGACCGGGCCGGGGGUGAUCCGGGCCGUCGCCCGCUCCCGUCCACUGCCCUGGUUCUAUUUCUACCCUCGUGGAAAGCCGCCGGCAUCGCAAUUCCGAGCGCGUUUAGGUUGGGAAUACACUGUUACAAAUCACUUUGCAGAAGGAAAACAAUAGGACUUUCAGGCAUUUGGUGCAGUUUGGGGAGGAGGCAUCAAAACUUGGGGGGAGGGGCAAUAAUUAGGUGCAGAUUGCGAUCAUAUUGGAUCUGGCUGGGUGAAGGGAAAUGAAUUUCAUAUUGCACCAUCACUGCACCUUCCUACGAAAUAUUCUUGGAGCUGCCAGGACCUCGCACAUUCAUUCAAGCCAACUUUGGAGGAGAAUGUAGACUUCAAUCAAUUGAGAAGGGCGAUAUGGAGACGGACUCAAUCAAGUGGGUUGGUUCUCCGUGCGGUUUACACGGAGCCUACAUUUUCUACAAAGCUUUCAAAUUCAGUCUUGAAGGCAGACCAAGAAUCCUCUCCCUCGGAGACUUUUUCUUUGUAAGAUGUAAGCCAGGAGCUCCGAUUUGCAUAGCAGAACUCCAGCUGUUGUGGGAAGAGAGAAACAACAAGCAACUUUUGUCGAGUUCCAAACUCUACUUUCUCCCCGAAGAUACACCCGAAGGAAGGUCGAUCGGCCACGGAGAGGAUGAAGUUGUAGCUGUUUCGGAGAAAGUAGUCGUGAAGCUGGAUGACCUGAUGAAAUGGACGUGCUCAGAUUUCAGCACGUGGACACGAGGCCUCGGGGCUGUGUCACUGAAACCCUCAAAGAGAAAGGAGCUGAGGAUCAAUGGACAAAAGGAAACCUUGCAUCACUACAGACAAUGCACCCUCAACAGUGGCCUCAGUUUCAAGGAUGUGUUAAAAGAAAAGGCUGACCUUGGCACCGAGGAUGAUGAUGAUGAAGAUGGUGAUGAGGCUGACGACACCAAAAUCAUCGUCCUCAGUUACCCGCAGUACUGCCGGUAUCGUACCAUGCUGAAGAGGAUUCAGAACAGAUCAUCCUCCUGGUUGGUUGACCAGUUUGUGAUGGCGUUGGGUGGUAUUGCAAUUCUUAAUGAAAGUACCCGCAUCCUGUACUGUCGCGACACGUUUGAUCAUCCAACUCUGAUUGAAAGUGAGAGUGUCUGCGAUGAGCUUGCACUAAAUCUCAAAGGCCGACCUCGGAAGAAGAAGGCCUGCUCCCAGAAGCGGGAUGCACAAGCUCUCAACAGCUUGAGGGAUUCCAAUGAGGAUUCGGAUGGGAAGAGCAAUCCCAAGUCGAAAUGUGAGCCCAAAACCACGAUGGCAAAACCCAAGAAUAACAACAGCAACUGCAAAAAUAUCGCAGCUGAUGAAAAAUCAAAGGUUGCAGCGGGCGAUGAAUGCAGAGCAGAGGAACAGGCUUUCCUCGUCACUCUUUACAAGUAUAUGAAAGAAAGAAAUACUCCAAUAGAAAGGAUACCGUAUCUUGGAUUUAAACAAAUUAACCUUUGGACUAUGUUUCAAGCAGCCCAAAAUCUAGGAGGAUAUGAAGCGAUAACCGCACGUCGGCAGUGGAAGCAGAUCUAUGAUGAAUUAGGAGGUAACCCUGGAAGCACCAGUGCAGCAACGUGUACUCGCAGACAUUACGAGAGGCUGAUCCUGCCCUAUGAAAGAUAUAUCAAAGGGGAAGAAGACAAGCCCCUACCUCCAGUCAAGCCUCGGAAACAGGAGAACAGCUCCCAAGAGACGGAAAGCAAGAUGAAGGCAGCUGGAACCAAACGGAAAAAUGAACAAAACAGGAAAGUGAAAAAAGAAAAGGAUACCACUCAGAAAAUGAAAGAGUACUCUGAGGCAACUUCAGCGCCACAGUGUGUCCAGGAGAUGGAUGUGUCGAGAGAUACGUUGGUGCCGGUGACGGAAGGAGCGGCGACGAGGUUUGACGCUGAGGCGGAGGAGCAGCACUGCUGUGACCUUGCUGAGGGCUCUGACGGCAGAGUGGGGCAGCCCAAGGACAACGUCGGCAAAGCCAACGACGAGCGGUCGGGUGGAAAGGAAGCCGAGGCGCUGUACUUGCACAGUGGCUCUGCGUCCAAUUCUGGUGAUGUGAUGACGACGCAAAGCCUAGAGGAGGGACAAGUGGGUGCAGAUCCCUCCGCGCCCAGCCGGAAUCUCGAGGCACCACAGCACCCGUCCGACCUGCUGGCGAACAGCAUCCAGGAGGAAACGGCCCCCAAGGUGGUCCCAGCCGAGAGGUGCGCUGAGAGAGACGCGGUCCUACCCGUCCAAGUUGACCAGCCUCGGAAGGAGGAGACUGAAGGUCGUCCAGGGAACAGUCUGCUGCCUGGCGCCCAGAGACAGCACACACGGCCGCCAGGGAGAGUCAACCCAAACCCACCACCUUGCCCUCACAAAGAGAAGGAGGAGGUGCUCGUGACCACAAAAAAUGACGCCUGCCCCAGCUACAUGCCUGUGGUGUACUCCAGAGGACACCCUGGCAUCAUGUCACCACUCGCCAAGAAGAAGUUCUUAUCACAAGUUAGCGGCACCUUGCCCAACAACUAUUCCAUCGGAGCGCCACCCCCAUUACUGGGCAGUAAAAAAAUUGGCGACAGCGGAGAUGAAUCGGUUACAACUGAGAGUAAUUUUUUGCAAGGCUCCUCAUCAGACCAGCUGGCCGUUAAUAGACCUUCUGUCAUCCAGCACGCGCACAGUUUUCAGAAGAGAAGUUCAGAUGAGCGAGGGGAAGCAUUUAAGCAUGAUGGUUUGAAUAAAUUAUCGGAUUCUGAGACAGCGUACCUUUCCAACCAUCAUCGCAAUUGCUCAGACUCAUUCAAAGGUGGCACUCAUUACCCUUUCACCCCUGACCUUCUAGACAACGAAAAUAAAAAUUCUGAGAAGAAAUGUUGCCCACCAUCGCAAGUGUCGAGUUUUCUAGCGGAUUUCUAUUCCUCCCCUCACCUACACAACCUUUACAAACAUACAGAGCACCACCUUAAUAAUGACCAAACAUCGAAAUACCACAAUAUCACAAAGGAUAAGAGUUCAUUAUUUAUGCAGCAUAAAAACCAGGAUGCGGUCUAUGUAAAUUAUCUUCCAACUUUGCACCAACCAGAAAAAAAAUUUGGAGUGAAACCCCCGACGGAGGAACAGCCCACUGACUUGAGUCUUCCAAAGUUGAAGAAAAUGUUGCCCAAGAGCGUGGCUGGCGUGUCGCUUCCUUCAUCGUUGCAGCUGGAUGUUAAAAGCACGACAGCAAGUCCGCAGCCAGUCCAUUCCGACUGCAACCCAAAGGCUUGCCGAGUCCCCCCGAUGCCAAUGGUGGCCAACGCCAAGACCAGUGAAGCCGUUCCUCCACCGCCAGCAAAGAUGGAGGAGGCGGCCAGACCCACGAUGAGUUCCAAAGGUGGUUCGCAGGUCAUUGGGACCACGAAGCCUGUCAAAAGGAGCCGCGAGAGUGCAGACAAUGGAACCAGCGAGAGCCCAGAGAAGAAACUCCGGGCCGUGUCUCCCAUCUCCAAGGACCCGGCCAUGAAAGAAAAGACUUCAGAUCUGGAAGGUGAAAGCAGCAAAACCCUGCCACCAGGGAUUUUCUUGGAGGGUCACAAGUUCCCGCUGCCAACUCCAAUUUUCCCAGGUGUGUAUCCUGGAGCUUUUGUAUCUCAGGUGCAAGAUAUGUGUGAUGGCUUAAGCUCCCAUUUCCCUGUUGACUACGCCCAUCCCUUACAAUACUUGAAGAAUCAAGCUGUGCUGUCACCUCUUAUGCAACCACUUGCUAUCCAUUCCUUCAUGAUACCGGCGAUGCAGAGACAGAUCCUUGCUUCGACCAGCGCUUCCCCACAGCUGUAUAGACAUCUGUCCGCGGCUGCCACCCCAGUUGCAGCCUCCUACGGAGAUAUUUUGCACCAUAGUCUUUAUCCACUAGCUUCUCUGAACCCGCAGGUUGCCUAUUCCACCUCGCCAAUCUCUCCUCUACAUCCCAGCACAAAACUAUAAACAUUUCAUAACGUGAAGGUUGCUGAAAACGUCAAUAAGUGUAGCGUAACAGCCUGACAUUCCACGUUACAUCAUAAGACUUUGUGACUGCAAGCUACCAGCAACUGGUUUAUGUAACUACUUGCAUUCACUCUAGGUGUUGUUAUCAUCUACAAAUCGUAAAGUUUGUUUUUUUUAGUAUGUGUAGUAAUUAUAUUCUUUGUACAUAGAAUCUUUUUGUCUGUGACUUAACACUAUCACCAGUAGAAUAGCAACACAUUUAAUGGGUGUAAAUAUUCACUACAAACAUUUACAUCUUAAUUAAUUUAUGCAACUGUAGUCAGGUUCUAUGUGCCGUUUCUGUUGUUUUAUUGGUGCGUUUCUCACAGUGUCAGAUGAUGGAUGUGUUGAGAAUUGUGUUCUUGUUCCAGAACAGGAUAGACAUAAUAACUACAGGAAGCUCUCUGCAGCUGUAAAUGUCUGUUUGGAUUCUUUUGAAUCCUUUCUGUAGAACCCAUAUGUGGUGUUUAAUUUCUGCACUAUGUAAUAGUGCACCACUUUUUUCCCCACUGUUUUUCUUUGGAUAUAAUUGCCAUUCUCGCAGUUGUUAAGAUCUAGACUUUCACAUUGAUAAAAGCAGAAUCAUUUACAAAAUAAAUUAACUUGACAAGCAUUUGCCUCUUUUAAUAUUGUUUCAAAAUUAAUGUAAAUAUUUCAAAUUGUUUUUCUACUUUCAUUGUUGUCCCCGGCAAUGUUUCAAACCCACUGUUGUUAAAUGCCCACCAACUACAUGUGUUAAAGAUUUGUACAUAAGCUAAUUGUAAUUCAUAAUUGCUGCAUUACAGGAAAAUAAUUUCAUAUUUAGAUUCCGCCCACCUUGCAUUUAAGGUUACAAAAAUAUAGCUGCAAGUGUUCUUUCUGUGGUUUUUCAUAAAGUUUUGUCAAUCAAAUAUUUAAACUAUAAAUCUCUCAUGUAAACAAGGCAGAUUUUGAAAAGAAGCAAGAGUGAAGCUGAAUAAUAAAAUGGAAAAAACAAGAUUCCAUUUUGGCAUCCACUAGCAUUCUGCUGGUUUUGUAAUAAAGCCCCUUCAGUCUAUUCCCGUUGUCUCUGCAGCUGUUGGUGAAGCUUUAAUAAGAUUUGUGUUGAAAUGCAAUUCUGGCUCUUUGUUCAACUCCUGAGCUUGGCUUGAAAUCUUUGGCAGCCUUUUGUUUCUCCUUUAGACUUUGGAAAAUUUCACUUUACUUUUAAAAGUGCCCUCAAAUUAAACAUAGGCAAAUACUUUCAAAGAAAGUCUUUCUUAAACUUAUUACAACAUUUGCUUCUGGAGGACUUAACAUUUGGUUACAAUAAUUUCCUUUCAGUUCCACACUAAACAUGUUUAAUUGAUGCCUCAGUAUUGCAUGUGGUUUUCUGGCAGCCCUACUGCUACAUCAAGAACUAGCUGUGCCUUUUCAUUUCAACAACGCAUUAAAGCUUCAAUAUUUAACUGCACAUGUUUGUUGAUGGUAUACCACGGUCACAUCUGGUCCAGCUUUGUAAAGAGCACUGUGAUCAUAAGUAUUGUGAAAUCAGGAUAUAUUAUUUUUGUUGGUUUCCAUGCUCGUAAUGAUCAUAACGGGCACUUAAGAGAUUGUUUGUGUGAUUGUGGCUGUAUUAGUUACAGAGAGUGUAGUUCUCAUAUGGUUGUUUUAUUCACCACCAUGCAUAGCUUAAAUAUUUUCAGUCUAUAUCUUAUCAGCAAGAUGUUUAUACUGACAUGUUAUUAUUAUAAAACUUGUAUUUUGUAAAUAAUGAACACAUUUCUUUUUGCAUUUUUGUUUUGGUUCUAUAGCACAUUUUCAUGUAUGGUGAUUUGUACAUAGUUAAAAGUGAAGACUGGUAACAUUCAGAUGAGUCCUAAUAGUUUAAGGUUAUUGAGUAACCUUGCAUUAGGUUCAAACUAUAAGUCUAAUGUUGCUGAGCCAAAUGUAAACACUAAAGUUUUGUUUUUGUAUGUUCUUAAAGUGUACUUCUUGGCAAAUGCUUUUGAUACUUUGUGCCAAUAGUUUAUCAAUCACAUAGCUGGCAAAAUAUUUUGUACUUUC
Pristis pectinata (smalltooth sawfish) is the source of this 6056-nucleotide messenger RNA. It is a transcript of the gene arid5b, whose product is annotated as AT-rich interaction domain 5B. NCBI's taxonomy places the organism in Eukaryota, Metazoa, Chordata, Chondrichthyes, Rhinopristiformes, Pristidae. Gene Ontology annotation, molecular function: transcription cis-regulatory region binding. The coding region runs from base 408 to 3992 and encodes 1194 amino acids. Gene Ontology annotation, cellular component: nucleus. The transcript is spliced from 10 exons. The record is from RefSeq and is a predicted model, not a curated record. Gene Ontology annotation, biological process: regulation of transcription by RNA polymerase II.